AUGACUAAAGUAGAUGAACCUGAUACUGAAUCAGAACAAGAAGAUAACUUUAAAACUAAUACAAAGACUGUUAAGUUCGAAUAUUCAGAUAUGGAAGAUGAUAAAGCAGAAUCUUCUUAUACAGCCACAAGAAGAGGCAAUCAAAAGAAAUAUGAGUUCAAAAUGCCUGUACACAAUGGUAUUCCAGAUAGUAGCAAAGGACCCAAUACGAUCAAUAUACUCAAUAUUGAUUGUAUCCAAGAUCUAAACUCAGAGAAAGAGUUGUAG
Messenger RNA from Lactuca virosa, 267 nucleotides. The record is from the annotation of a GenBank genome assembly. Lineage: Eukaryota; Viridiplantae; Streptophyta; Magnoliopsida; Asterales; Asteraceae.